AUGGCAUACAAACACAUCAUGAACUCCUUUGAGUACGAUGGAAAGAUCGUCUGGCACAACGUUGGUCCUCCUGUACAGAUCUGGAUCAAACCUCGCGAUGGCAUCAUCGAAGACAAGCAUGUUACGGCGUUCCACUUCCAUGUGACGGCCAGCCCAGACAACGAAUUCAACUCCAUGGUCUUGAAGGAGGACUUGCCGUACCUGAUGGAAGGUCCCGGAAUGUCUUUCCCUGACUACGUCGUCGCUUCGGUCGCUUCCUGGCAACAUCAGACUCACGAAGAGCUUUGGGACUGGCUCAAGAGGGAGCACUUUCAAAUCCGAUUGAAGCAAGAGAUCAACGAUGUCAUCGCGAAGGAAGCUGAGAGCUUGGAUAUCAGUGAUCACGCGCUCUCUGCCGGUGGAAGCCUUACCGAAGGUACGGACCGCAGUAGCGAUACUGAAGAACUCCCUGACUACUUGAGUUCACAGUCCGCUUCUGAUGUGUUGGGUGCUACACUAGCACAAUGUCAUUCGCUCCCUGUCGACCACAUCGUUUAUUAUCUUCCGGACACAUCCGACUUAUACCGAGGCGCUGGAUACUUCGGCCACAACCCUCGUCUCUGGAUUGAAUUUUGCGGCGUUGAAUGUUGUAGAUCGACCACGAUCAACAUGGUUUCCGAAACACCGUCAAACGGCGUUGCCUGGAUGAAGAUAUAUCUGGCCGGCGCUUCCCACCAGUUCCGUAUCCGUGCGAUCUUCCAACAGAAUCUGAAUUAUCAAAACAAAGAGCUCAUUUUGUAUAUCUACCCGCGCAGCUCCCCGGUUCACGACCAGUUGAGCAUUCAUUUCGACAAAGGCAACAAAAGUUCCGGCAGUAUCAAUACAGAGUGCGACCCCGUGAGGGCUACCACGAAUUGCACUAUCGUCAAGUGUUCUGCUAUUCCGCUCAAGAUCGAAGGGCACGCGCUCGUUGGAGCCUGCUCCACCGCGCACAAGAAUCAUAGGGAUUUAUGGAGUAUGCUCACACAAAAGGACUUUCUAAGCGGGUUGAGACCAGAAAGCGACAACGCCAGCGAUGAGUCAGACAAUGAGGGCGAUGCUGAAGGUACAGGUAUUUAUCAUCGGAUGCGGAUGGGUGAUAGCAAGUCCGAUGAUGACUCCACUUCCGGGCGAGCUUCUAUCCCAAACGUCACGCCCGUCGUCAGAAAGAUACUAGUACAUAAGCGCAGCAUGACUUCGUCCCCGAUGGUCACUUUUGAUACGAUGAGGGUAGAAUUCGCGUAUGGCGGCAAGAAAGUUCAGGGAAUCUUCAUACCGAGCCCGGGCUGCAAGCAUUUCCGCAUCGGCAUUGUGUCCGACUCGGAUCUCAAGUCAUCCCAGAAGUCACUCAAGAAGUUUACGUUCAAUAUGGCUGAUGUAACUGGUGACAACAAUUCCCCAGACUUCGCUUCGACGAAAGGUUUGAUGGAAUGUUCCGGGGACGAUGAGAUGUAUGGCCCUCCCGCUAUUGCCAUUGAUGGUUGGACUCUCUACAGUGCCAAGUCUGUGGCUUUCGACAAUCACGAAGAUCUUUGGGCUUUCCUCGUUUCGGAGGGAUUCCAGACCAAGCUAAUGGAAGAGAAAAAGAAACAGGCCGCAAGCAGCUCUUCGGGACAAGGGCCUGUUCAGCGGCCCGUCACCGCACGAGACGCAGGCAACGAAGGAAAUGAAUCUGAUGACGAGACUGAUGUCGGUGGUAUCGAUAACUCUGCCAAUAACAAAGAGGACGAUUCUGAAUGUGAUACCGGAGAUGCAGUCUCUGAACGAUCAGUUCAUGUCGUCGAGAAAAGCAGCCAUCAGUCUCAGUCUCCUGCAUCGACUAUUGCAUCCGGUCCUGCAGCUUGA
Messenger RNA from Filobasidium floriforme, 1863 nucleotides. RefSeq lists its product as uncharacterized. The coding region runs from base 1 to 1863 and encodes 620 amino acids. The transcript has 5 exons. NCBI's taxonomy places the organism in Eukaryota, Fungi, Basidiomycota, Tremellomycetes, Filobasidiales, Filobasidiaceae. The record is from RefSeq and is a predicted model, not a curated record.